Drosophila erecta is the source of this 3324-nucleotide messenger RNA. RefSeq lists its product as uncharacterized. Gene Ontology annotation, molecular function: protein binding. Gene Ontology annotation, cellular component: nucleus. Lineage: Eukaryota; Metazoa; Arthropoda; Insecta; Diptera; Drosophilidae. The transcript is spliced from 7 exons. Bases 317 to 2356 code for a protein of 679 amino acids. The record is from RefSeq and is a predicted model, not a curated record. Gene Ontology annotation, biological process: regulation of transcription by RNA polymerase II.
AUUCGUUCGGUGGGCACCAACGCGAAAGCUCAAACGACGCGCUGCGCAGUUUCCCCAGCUCAAAAGUCCAAGUCGCACGGUUUUCCCCAGCGUUCUCAAUGAAGAGCAAUAACAAAUUAUUCAUUUUUAACAAAUAACGAACUAGCACGGUCCCCCAAAUUCCACGGACUACAUCCAAUUCAUCCAGUGAAGCGAAUUAAACCAAAUAAAAACCGCGAGGCGAGACAAGGUGAAUUUCCAGUUAAAUGUAGCAUUUAAACAUUUUGGGCGCGUAUUUUGAAAAUCAAUUUAUUAAGGCGAGCCGCCGGCCGCAGAGAUGGCCGCCGAAAACUAUCACCUCAAGUGGGACUCACACCUCACCUAUCUGAACUCUUCCAUAGCCACACUUUAUAAGAAUGAAAAGUUCGCCGAUGUCGUACUGUACAGCUCAUACAAUAGCAGCGGAAUCCCCUCGGAUAUACCCACGGUGGGCAUCUCGGCCCACAAGUUCAUCCUGAGUGCUUCGUCCCAGUUCUUCGCCACCAUGUUCGAAACGGCACCGAUCACAAAUCCCAAUGGAGUGCUCUAUGUGGUGUUGCCGCCGGAUCUUAGUCACCGAGCCAUCCAGAUCCUGGUUCAGUACAUGUACAGCGGCGAGGCUACCGUCUCUAACGACAUACUCAACGAGGUACUGCGCGGCGGUGAGAUCCUCAAGAUCCGCGGCCUGUGCCGCACCAGCUCUUCCAAUGGCGGUGGCUCCGGCUCAGUGGUCACGACCACGCACCACCCCCAUUCACUGGCCGGGCAUCUGCAUCCGCGCGAGGCCAGCACCAUGUACAUGUCGAAUGGCACUCGAACCGCAUUGCCGCCUCCUCCGCCGCCACAAUCAACCAUGUCGGCACAACUUCAGGGAGAUCUAUACACAGGCAAGCCGGGAGGAUCGACUCGAUUCGCUUUGGAUCACCACCACCUGUCGUCACACCACAGCCACCUGAAUCACCAUAAUCCUCAACAGCAGUUUCGCGGACUUGGUGCCUCCGUGAUGCCCAAAGACUCGCCCGUGAUCAUUAAGUCACCCAAAUUGGCCGCUCAUACGGGACUCCUAACCGUCGCGAGCAGCAGCAAGCUGGGCAUUUCCGUCAACAAGGAGGUGGCCAUCGAUCCGGAGGACAAAUGCUGUUUCGCAGCACCCAGCCAGGUGGAGUCACAGUCUCAUCCGCCACCACCAACCUCCACGACAACGACAGCAGGAGGAGCAGUGGGAGGUUCAGGUGCCCCGCCAUCGCAGCCCAUCUCCAUUUGCACGGAAGUGGGCUGCAGCAGUUGUCCCCUGGCCGCCGGUCCGGGUGCUGACCAAGCAGAGACCACGCUCCGACGGACAGAGUACGAGGAGCAGGCACUUCGUGAGCGAAACGAGGUAGGGCUGGUCUUCGAGAGACGUCUGAGGAGGGAGAGCGCAUGCGAAAGAUCUCGAGACUACUAUGAAGCACCUCAUUUUGAGCACGUGGUGCCGUCACGCCUGGCAGCCACACCUCCUCCACCACCACAGCCGACACCACAAUCACAUCCGCCGACACUUCGACAUCCGCACAACUUCCUAACCAUCAAACAGGAGCCGACCGACUGGAGCAACAACCCACCAAAUGCCUCCAGUGCGUCCAACAACAACAAUCUGGAGGAGGUGCCAUUGGGCUCGCCCAAGCAGCCGCUCGACUUUAAAAUGUCUGCCGUGAAGCUGGAGGUGAAUAGGGAUCGCGGAACACCCUCCGAGGAGGGUGAGGAGCACACGCUGCGCGACUAUAACAACUUUAAGCAGCUGCUGGUCUGCGAGAUCUGUCAGAAGUCCUUCGAGGAUACCAAAAUGCUGGUCCGUCACCUAGGCACACAUGCCGGAGAUCCCACGGGCGGCACAGAGAGGAACCUUCUGCCAUCCAGUGCCAGCGGAAGUACCACAUCCGUUUCUAGCAACCACGCCCUGCGAUCUGUUAAAACCUAUGUGCCAAAGAAACGACGCCGAGUUUCGCAACAGGAAAACAAUAUGGAUCACGAUCACGUAACCCUGCUCUGCGAUUUGUGUUCCACAUCCUUCGAUACGCCAGCGGAGUGGGUGCGUCACAUGAACAGCCAGCACACGGAGAUCGAGUUGGCCAUGUUUAACAGCAAGAAGGAUGGCGAGCAGAAGGGCCAUCAGCCACCGCCGGCGACCAGCAGCUCUUCCACAGUGUCCAACAGCCAAAUGCAGCCAAAGUAUCUCAGUUCCACCGCCACCAGAUCGACGCACUCCCUCAUGUUACACAAGAUGAGCAACAACGAUGCAGUGGUAUCUGCAGCAGCCACACCCACAUCUCCUGGAGCAUCCACCUCACCGAAUGGCUAAGGGCAGGCAUCGGGAUCAACUUGAAAACACCAUCGAUUCGUUCUGGACACUUGGCAAGUGGAACUGAAGCAUUCGGGGUGCCCAGGGAUAAAUUUGAAAAGCAGCCAUAUUCUUUUUCUUUUUCAAAAAAAUCAAGUCGUUCCAAUAAUCAAAAGAGAGAGGGAUGUGUUUAUAUGCAACAGCAAGAACCGUGAUCAAAAUGCAACCAGUUUGCAUAUUUUAUAGAGCAACAAACAAAAUACAAAAUUGCGAAAAAAAAUUAACGAAACUAUAAACGAAACUUAGAAACGGAAUCGUCAGGCAACGAUGCAAAACAAAACAAAGCAAGAAAUUCAGAAACGAAAGAAAAGCAACAUUUAAUUCCAGUGUGUAGAAUUUUUUUAAGUGUUCGUAUCUACUUAGUUUUAGCUACUUACCCCAUGUAAUUACAGUAACAACAACGCGCAACUGAUUCGGGAAAAACGUACAGUUUAAUCAUUAAAAGUGUACGAAUAAUUUUAAUGUUUUCCAUUUGCGGACAUUUUUAAAAGGAAAUAAAAAUCAAUCCACUUGAGUUUUCAAAAGGAUGCACCAAAAGAAAUCCCAUUUGUAGGACCAAAAGCAGCGGAUAGAUAUUUUUACUUUUGAUAAACAAUUAAUUGGAGCAACAAAUGCAGUAAUCAUUUUUUAUUACGUUCCAAUUAGUUUUUUUUUUUAAUGCAAUUACUAAUAACUACUAUUUAUCGCGACUUAAUGAUGUCAGCAACUCUGUUGUAUAUGUACUAAUACAUUUUUAUAGUUUUUUGUAAGGCAUGAACAGAAAUUUCGAGAACUUUUUUGUACAUAGAUUAAGUUUUAUUUUGAAAGUCCGCCGAUUGUAACUUUUUGCGAAAAGUUCAUAAACUUAAAACUCUAAAUGUAUGUAGUAGUUCGAAGUUCAAUUAAAAAACUCCCCCCAACAACCAUGUAAAAAUAUAAUAUAAUAUCUA